Molecule: messenger RNA, 14735 nt
Organism: Ciona intestinalis (vase tunicate)
Lineage: Eukaryota; Metazoa; Chordata; Ascidiacea; Phlebobranchia; Cionidae
Source: RefSeq, a predicted model, not a curated record
UAUUAAUUUGGUAUAUACUGUUACAGUUCAGAUUUUAAACUUUAGUUUGCAUAUGUUUUACGAGAAGCGUUUACUGUGGUAUGAAGCUUCAGUUUGCUUUUGUAUUGUUGAAAUCUAUGGGGCAUGUCGUUAUACGACAACUGCUGGUUUAUUACUACACGCUCUCCCACGUCGGUUCGGUGAACAUUAUCAGCUGUCUUUCACUCGUAGUAGAUUAUUAACGUAGUUGCCAGGGUGACCAAGGCAAGCCGUGUAAACUGUAAUUCUGUUGGAAUCCUCUUCUGUAGAGUUGUAUGUGUCCGUUGCCUAUUAGAAAGUGAAUGAGAUUGCAGGUUCAGAUUAUUUGUAUCACAGCACGAAGUGUAUGUGAGAGAAAGUACUGUACACUUUAUAAGUGUAUAGACAAGAUAGUGUGGAGAGUAUGGUACGUAGUAGUGUAGGAGAAAUUGUUGUGGUCAGCGAGUCACAGAUGGCUGAGAAGUUUGUCCAUUCAUGUACCUAGUAUCAAGUGGUACUUAACCAGUCUUGACUUACCACUCGACCACACUGUUUACUGCUGUUAGACCACAACGCUUGGCAGAUACGGCGAGUAAACAGUUCGAGAUAACGAUUCAGAAAAACACUAUCAUCCUAUGGAAUCAGUUGUUUGAAAUAUGAAUAUAGAAAAAAAUAUUUAUUUUAACUGCUUUAACCACGGACCCUGUUUUUUUAUUAUAGUGUAGUAUUGGAUUUUUUACUGUGGUUUAGAAGUUUGGUUACAAAAGAAUAAAGCUCGAUAAAGUCCGUUGUUUAGCAUGGCGAAAAGCAACGUUAAACUUCAAUCGGAGGAAUAUGGUGGUAUUAACGAUGGGCAAGACCAGUCAGACGAAGAGGGGCAAGAGAUGUCCACGGACGACAUCCGCUUGGAGUUCAUCCAAGACUACGUGAUGUCUGCUCUUAAAGUGAAGAUGGAUAAAUGGAAAAAGGCGAUGAGCACGGACGAGAAUCGAAAACUCAUCCAGCAGUUUCUUGACGAACCGUCGAUUCUUUUGCUAAUUUUUUCAGCGCCGGUCGGGGGAGCAGUCGCUAUCACACGAGAGUUCAAAGAGGCGAUGAAACAUAAAUCGAUUUACUUAAUGAGACGGCGAGCAGUCCCAAUAACAAGGGAUAAUUUCCGUAAUGUGCUUGUUGCUGGUGACAUGUCCUCAACUACAUUUAGCCAUCUGACUUCAUUUGUACAUGAGAUUGCAUUCUCGUUGCUUGGCAACCAGCGCAACCACGUCACGUGGCCAGGUGUAGUCUCGGAUGACAUUGGUCGUCACGUGAAUGCCCUCAUCGGAAAAGUAGACGUUUCUGAGGGUUUGGUGUCCGGGAAGACAGUCCUCCCAAUGCCCGUGGAAUCGCGGCAGAUGAUGGAAACGGAAGAAGAGGAAGAGGAAGUAGAUCCGGAGGUUGGAGGGCGAAGUAGCUCCGCUUCGCAUAGCAGGCCGACGUCCAGCGUGAGCGAGAACGCAACUUACAAUAAGUUAUACAGCAGUCAUCGGCCGUUGAUCCACGCAAUAGAGUCGACCGUGAUCGAAUGGGCGCAUCAAGUACAGGGCGUUGUGCAACAUGACUCGUCAGAAGCUUUACUUGCUGGCAAGAAUCCAUGGCCGAGCGAGGAAGUCAAGUUUUGGAAAGUCAAAGCAGGAAACCUUCAGUUUAUAAGCGACCAACUGGGAAAUCCUAAGAUUGCAAAGAUGGCGCGACUCUUACAGACUUCUGGAAGCAGCUACUGGCCAACACUCAAGAAAAUAUUUGAAGACGUUAGUAGAUCAUUAGCGGAGGCGCGCGACAUCACUACUCACUUGCAAGCAUUAAAAGGUCUAGUUGAAAACAUGGAGCAAGGCAAUUUCCCGGACGUAAAACCGCUAUUGUCCGCCAGCAUGCACGUCAUCGAGCUAAUUUGGAAACAUUCCCGAUAUUACUGCAUUGCACCGCGUGUCAUUGUUCUACUGCAGGAGAUAAGCAACAUGCUGAUUGAUCAGGCUCGCACGUAUAUUGCUGCUGACGAGAUCUUCAAAGGAGAGAUAGAAGAUUCUCACGACCGAAUCGUUGUUGCCAUUGACGUCUUCAAGCACUUUCGAUCGGUUUAUGAACGUUCAAAACGACGCAUUUAUGAAAACGCGAAAUCUCAACGCAACGGCGGAGUGGAAAAAACCUGGGACUUCCCUACUACAAUGGCCUUUGCGAGAGCGGACGUCUUUCUUGCACGACUAAAGGACAUAAAAAACUUGUUUGACACCUGUCUUGAAAUGACGAAACUUGAAAAGCUUGAGUUUGGAGGAAUGAAAGGGAGAGGUUUGAGUGAACAAGUCGUUUCACUUCAUCAGGAAUUUUCUGAACACUGGAAAGUUUUCACUGAGUCAACAUAUGACAGCUUGGACCAGACCAAUGAAGAAUUUUUCACGGACUACACAGAAUACCUUCGCAAAGUGGAAGAACUUGACUACAGAGUUUCAACAAUUAUUCUUCAAGCUUUUAACGAUUGCUCAGGAAUUGAAGGAAUGUUUAAGUUACUGGCAAUUCUUGGCCCCUUACGUAGUCGGCCAAUCAUACGAGCUGAAACAGGUCACAUGUUUGUUACUCUGUUGGACGAGUUUGACAAAGAACUUGACAGAUCAAAGAUAUUGUUUGAUUCCUACAUCAAAAAUGAUGAUUCUGAUCACAGUAAAAACAUGCCGCCUGUUUCCGGUGCAAUACAGAGAGUAUCACAACUCAGAAGACGGAUUGAGGGUCCGAAAGAACAAUUCAGAUUUUUUAAACAUCCAAUACUUCAAUCAGAUGAGUCACAAAGAGUCUUUGCAAAAUACGAUGAAAUGAUUAAACUUCUUAAAUCGUAUGAGGAUGGCACGUACAAUAAAUGGCAAUCAAUUGCUGACGACAUUUGCAACUUUAACCUGGAUCAACCCCUCAUUGAAAGGGACAGGCACACUAACCUUGUAUCUGUUAACUUCAGUCCUCAGCUCGCAUCUGUUCUAAGAGAAGUAAAGUACUUGAGUUCGUUGGGUGUUGAUUCAAUUCCAGCCAAUGCUGCCGCUAUAUAUGAGAAGAAUGAAACUUUGUGGAAAUUUCAUGCAAAUUUGGAAAUUACAUCCGUUCUUUACAACAAGAUCCGUGACACAGUGUUGGAGGUUGAGUAUCCUCUCAUAGCUGAUCAACUGGAUCAGAUAGAUGAUCUUCUUAAGGAUGCUGAGGAUGGUACUAGGACUUGGAGUGGAGAAGAAACAUGGGACUACAUAAGAACUUGUCGAAACAAAGUAACAGACCUCGAGUCUCGGGUUCAGAGAGCAAAAGAUAAUGUUAAUAUGAUUCACAACAUUAUGGAUAAAUGGAGUGAAAUUCCUUUAUACACGAGGAAAGAGGACAAGAAAGACGUUCUUCUUAUGCUGGAUGAGAGAGAAGAGAGACUAAGCAAGAGAUACGUUUCAAUUCAUGAGGAUGCACAAGAGAUACACAAGCUUAUCAAGGAAAAUAUUACUCACUUUCAAGCUGAUUCAUCAUCUGUGAGUUGGCAACGUUAUUUAGAAUAUGUAGAUGGUGCAAUAGUUGAUGGUCUUGCUAGUGCCAUCCAGUGCUCACUCAGAUAUCUUGUUCAAAACACAGACAACAGUCUUCGACCUCCCCCUUUGCUUGAAUGCAAGCUCCUCCUCAAUACUCCGGAUGUUGUUUUCCAACCUCCUCUGGAUUAUGAGAUGACAGACGGAUUUUAUGAUCUUGUGGAAAGUAUCAUCACCGAAAUUUAUGGGUUGAGUACAUUGGUUGAGAGAGUGGCAUCUCACCUUGACUUUCCUCAUUAUGUGGAAGACAUGGAGCAGAUGUUAGAUCUCGCUAACAUGAGAAGUGAGAUCAUGGAUCGAACACAGGGAGUUACUGAAAGUGCAGUGGAAUUCAAGGCAACUUUUGACAAGUACGCCUAUCUUUGGGUUGAUGAUCGCAAAGAAUUCAUGCGUCAAUUCCUCCUUUAUGAUCAUGUCCUCACCACGGAGGAAAUAGAAGAACAUGCAGAACAUGGAGUCCCUGAAUCUCCCCCAACUCUUGAUCAGUUCCGCAUGCAGAUCGAUUCUUAUGAAGCCUUGUUUGAUGAGGUUUCAAAAUUAACAGAGUACAAGGUAUUUUCAUCUUGGUUCCGCGUUGAUAUUCGUCCUUUCCAACAAGCUCUGUUGAACAUUAUAAAAAGAUGGAGUUACAUGUUUAAGGAUUAUCUAAUGACACAUGUGAUUGAAAGUUUGCAAGAACUAGAAGACUUCAUUGAAACAACAGACAAUGGAUUACAACUUGAAGUGAAGGAAGGAGAUUAUGAUGCUUUGGUCAAAGUAAUGGCCAAUCUGGUGGCAGUAAGGGAGCGGCAACAGGCAACAGAUGGGAUGUUUGAGCCUCUAAAAUCUACAAUUGACCUCCUGCUAACGUACGAUCAAGAAUUGCCAGAAGAAAGUCAUGCCCAACUUGAAGCGCUCCCUGAAAAAUGGGAAUCUACAAAGAAACAGGCCACCACUAUCCGCCACAAUGUUAGUCCUCUACAAGCAAAUGAAGUCACCGUGAUCAGAAAGCGUUGUGUUGCGUUUGACGUCAAACAACAUGAGUUCAGAGAAGCGUUCAGAAAACGUGCACCUUUUCUGUAUACUUCUGAACAACCUUACGUUACAUUGGAUCAAAUGGAAAGGGAGACUUGUAAAAUGGAAUUGGAAAUGUUGGAAAUUAAGACAUCUGCUGAACUAUUUGAGGUAAAUCUCCCCGAAUUCAAGCAACUGAAGGCUUGCCGUCGUGACUUGCGCAAUCUCAAGUCUCUAUGGGACAUGAUCAUACUUGUACGAACAAGUCUAGAUGAUUGGACACUAACAUGUUGGAGGAAAAUCAAUGUUGAUGACAUGGAUAUGGAGUUGAGACGAUUCCUGAAAGAGAUAAGAACCCUGGACAAAGAGUCCCGCGCUUGGGAUGCAUUCAGUGGGCUUGACUCCAUGGUGAAGAACAUGAUCACAUCAUUGCGAGCUGUGGUUGAGCUACAGAGUCCAGCAAUUCGCGACAGACAUUGGCAGCAACUUAUGACAGCAACUGGCGUCAGGUUUGAAAUGGGAGAUGACACAACGUUGGCAGAUUUACUAGCUCUUCAGCUCCACCGUGUGGAAGAUGAGGUUAAGAACAUUGUUGACAAAGCAAAGAAGGAAAUGGGAAUUGAAAAAGUUCUUCAAGAAAUGAGAGUUACAUGGUCCACUGUAGAGUUUGAAUAUGAGCGACAUCAUGCAACUGGUACUGCAAUUUUAGUCUCUAAUGAAGAACUCAUUGAAACGUUGGAAGAUAACCAGGUUCAGCUGCAAAACAUGUUAACAUCCAAGUUUGUUGAAUACUUCCGUGAGGAGGUGAGCGAUUGGCAGAAGAAGUUGGUGACAGCAGACACCGUCAUCCAAGCUUGGUUGGAGGUCCAAAGGACCUGGUCCCAUCUUGAAAGCAUCUUUAUUGGGUCAGAGGAUAUUCGUUCCCAACUUCCAGAGGACACAGUGAGGUUUGCUUCAAUUGAUGAAGACUUCAAAGAGUUAAUGGAAGAGUCGGAGAGAUUGAGUAAUGUCAUUGAAUCAACAAAUCGACCUGGUCUUUUUGAUAAGCUAGAAGGAUUGCUUGAAAGGUUGUCAGUUUGUGAGAAAUCUCUGGCUGAAUAUUUGGAAAAGAAACGUCUGAUGUUUCCAAGAUUCUACUUCGUAUCCUCUGCCGAUCUGCUUGACAUUUUGUCAAAAGGCACACAACCAACCAAGGUUACACGGCAUUUGCGUAAACUGUUUGACAACAUAAACGACCUCAAAUUCAAAUUGGACGAAGAUGGUGAACCAACCAAAACAGCUUUGGGGAUGUACAGCAAGGAAGAGGAGUAUGUCGAUUUUGAUGAACCAUGUGAACUGGUUGGCCAGGUUGAGGUUUGGUUAAACAGAUUGAAAGACACACAACGAAGCACUGUUCGUCACCAAAUACAGGAAUCAGUUGUCGCUUAUGAAGAGAAGGCUCGUGAUCAGUGGUUGUUUGACUACCCUGCGCAAGUUGCGUUAGCUGGCUCGCAAAUUUGGUGGACCACUGAGGUCGGAAUAGCCUUUGAGAAACUUGAAGAAGGGUUUGAGAAUGCGAUGAAAGAUUACAACAAGAAGCAAGUGACACAACUCAACACACUCAUAUCCCAUCUUCUAGGAGAUCUCAACCCCCUUGAUAGGCAAAAUAUCAUGACUAUUUGCACUAUUGAUGUUCAUAAUCGUGACGUCGUUGGCAAGCUUAUCACGGAAAAGGUGACGUCAUCACAAGCAUUUACGUGGCUCUCUCAGCUACGUCAUCGAUGGGACGAAGACUUGCGACAAUGCUUUGCAAACAUAUGCAACGCACAAUUUCUGUAUCAAUACGAAUACCUCGGGAAUACGUCACGACUUGUUAUAACUCCUCUAACAGACAGGUGUUACAUAACAUUAACUCAGUCGCUCAACCUUACUAUGAGUGGUGCGCCUGCUGGUCCUGCUGGAACCGGGAAAACCGAGACCACGAAGGAUCUUGGACGGGCACUCGGCAUUCUCGUAUUCGUGUUCAACUGUUCCGAGCAAAUGGAUUACAAGUCGAUUGGAAAUAUUUACAAAGGCUUGUCCCAGACUGGAGCAUGGGGUUGUUUCGAUGAGUUUAACAGAAUUGCAAUCGAAGUAUUAUCAGUAGUGGCUGUGCAGGUAAAGAUGAUCCAAGAUGCCUUGAAAGCUAAAAAGGAUCGCUUUAUGUUCUUGGGUGAUGACAUCAAGUUAUGUCCGAGUGUUGGGAUAUUUAUCACCAUGAACCCUGGCUAUGCUGGAAGGACCGAACUUCCUGAAAACCUCAAAGCGUUGUUUAGGCCGUGCGCAAUGGUGGUGCCUGACAUUGCCAUGAUAUGCGAGAACAUGCUUGUAGCUGAAGGGUUUACAGAAGCUAGGCUACUGGCACGAAAGUUUAUUACAUUGUAUGAUCUGUGCAAAGAACUUUGCUCAAAACAAUAUCACUAUGACUGGGGAUUGCGAGCGGUGAAAAGUGUAUUGGUUGUUGCCGGUGCCCUACGCAGAGCGGACAAACAACGCCCAGAAGAGCAAGUCCUGAUGCGAGCACUUCGGGAUUUUAACCUCCCAAAGAUCGUUACUGAAGAUGUUCCUAUUUUUAUGGGACUUAUAACUGACCUCUUCCCUUUGUUAAACGUUCCUCGAAUUCGAGAUGAGGCGUUCGAAAAACGAAUAAAACAAACGGUUGCCCGUUUAAAGCUGCAACCGGAGGAAAACUUUAUUCUUAAGGUCGUUCAAUUAGAAGAGCUUCUGGCCGUACGUCACUCCGUGUUCGUCAUCGGCAAUGCCGGAGCCGGGAAGUCUCAGAUAUUGAAGACGUUGCACGAAACGCAUAAGGGAGCUGGGAAGAAAGCCGUUUGGAACGACCUCAACCCAAAAGCGUUAACUACGGACGAGUUGUUUGGUUUCAUUCACCCCGCUACUCGGGAAUGGAAGGACGGUUUAUUCUCAAGUACGAUGCGCGACCAAUCAAACAUAUCGCACAACGAUCCCAAAUGGAUAGUACUGGAUGGUGACAUAGAUCCGAUGUGGAUCGAAUCCCUUAACACAGUGAUGGACGAUAACAGGAUGUUGACACUGGCAAGCAAUGAACGCAUACCUCUCACAAACUCAAUGAGGUUGCUUUUUGAAAUCUAUCAUCUACGUUCAGCAACACCUGCUACUGUAUCUCGUGCCGGAAUCCUCUAUGUUAACCCACAAGAUCUUGGCUGGAAUCCGCCUGUAACAAGUUGGAUCGACACACGCAGUAUUCAAUCCGAACGUGCUAACUUGACAAUUCUGUUCGAUAAAUACGUGCCAACCUGCCUGGAAGCAAUGAGGAGCCAAUUUAAAACGAUAACUCCUGUUCCAGAUAACACAAUGAUACAGAUGUUGUGUUACUUGCUCGAGUGCCUUAUAACUCCCGAGGCCGUUCCGGCCGAUUCCCCUCGUGAAUUAUAUGAACUCUACUUCGUCUUUGCUGCAGUAUGGGCCUUCGGUGGAGCGACGAUGCAGGACCAGUUAACAGACCACAGAGUAGAAUUCAGCCGCUGGUGGGUCAAGGAAUUCAAGCACAUCAAGUUCCCAUCCUCUGGCACCGUGUUUGACUUCUGCAUUGACGCAUCGACCAGAAAAUUUGUCCCGUGGAGCGAACGGGUCGCAAAAUUCGAAAUGGACCCGGACGUCCCAAUUCAGUCUAUUCUUGUCCACACAAUGGAAACAACUCGGAUCCGAUAUUUCGUUGAUCUUCUUAUUGAACGAGGCCGACCAGUGAUGCUGGUUGGGAACGCGGGAUGCGGGAAGAGUCUCCUCGUAUCGGACACACUUCGGAGGUUGACGGAUAAUCACAUCGUGGCCAGCGUACCGUUUAACUAUUACACAACUCCCGCUAUGCUGCAACGUUUGCUUGAAAAACAUCUUGAGAAGAAAGCUGGAAGAAAUUACGGUCCCGUCGGCAAUAAGAAGCUUAUCUACUUCCUCGAUGACGUAAACAUGCCUGAAGUAGAUACAUACGGAACCGUUGGCCCACACACGCUAAUCCGGCAGCACAUAGACUAUGGCCACUGGUACGACCGCAACAAACUUGCAUUGAAGGAUAUACAUAGUACUCAGUAUGUGGCUUGUAUGAACCCAACCGCUGGUAGUUUUACCAUCAAUCCUCGACUACAGAGACACUUCUGCGUGUUUGCCGUCAACUUUCCGUCGACUGAGGCGUUAGAGAGCAUCUACAGCAGCAUACUAGGGUGGCAUUUCUCUGGUGGUUCAGGUUAUGCUUUUCCCCCGAACGUGUCAAAGAAUGUGGACAGUGUUGUUCGUGCCGCUGUCCAUCUACACCAGCGAGUUACAGCAACGUUUCUGCCAACAGCGAUUAAGUUUCACUACAUUUUCAAUCUUCGUGAUCUAUCUAACGUAUUUCAAGGUCUUUUGUUUGCAACACCCGAAUGCCUUAAGUCGCAAAUUGACGUCAUUCGACUUUGGUUGCACGAGUCGGCGCGCGUCUACGGCGACAAGAUGGUGGAAGUGAAAGACUCGGCUGCUUUUGAUAAAUUGCUUGCUGAUUCCAUGCGGAGAGUAUUUGAAGGCAAUGAUGAGUUUCACGAUCGACUGUUGGCCAAACCAAAUAUAUUUUGCCACUUUUCCGAAGGCAUUGGCGAACCGAAAUAUAUGCCGGUAAAGAAGUGGGACUCGUUGCAGCAUACACUUGAGGAAGCUCUGGAAAGCCACAACGAAGUAUUACCGGUCAUGGACCUGGUAUUGUUUGAAGAUGCGAUCAUGCACAUUUGUCGUAUUAACCGAAUCCUGGAGUCACCACGUGGCAACGCGCUAUUGGUCGGCGUUGGUGGGAGUGGCAAGCAGAGUCUUUCACGAUUGGCCGCUUAUAUCUCCGGACUAGACGUAUUCCAACUUACCUUGAAGAAAGGAUACAGUAUGCAGGAUUUGAAGAGCGAUCUGGUGAACCUGUAUACACGAACCGGUGUGAAAUGCAUCGGCACAGUAUUCCUUAUGACGGACGCUCACGUUCCGGAUGAACGAUUCCUAGUUCUUAUCAACGAUCACCUUGCAAUGGGCGAAAUAUCGGACUUGUUUACUGAAGAAGAGACCGAAGAUAUUAUCAACGGAGUGAGGAAUGAAGUGAGAGCACAAGGAUUGUUCGAUUCGAGAGAAAACUGUUGGAAGUUUUUCUUGGAUAGAGUUCGAAACCAAUUAAAGAUUGUAUUAUGUUUUUCCCCUGUUGGGUCCACACUCCGUGUUCGAGCAAGAAAAUUUCCUGCUCUUGUAAAUUGUUGCUCAAUCGAUUGGUUCCAUGGUUGGCCACACGAGGCGUUGGUGAGUGUUAGUCGAAGAUUUGUCUCCGAGAUUGAAGAAAUUUCUUUAACAGAAGAAGAAUCCAAGGUUGAAGAAGAGGACACAGUCAUUGAUAGCAUUGCAAAAUUUAUGGCCUUUGCUCAUGAGUCUGUGAAUGAAGUUGGUCUGCAGUACAAACACAAUGAGCGGCGUUUCAAUUACACAACACCAAAAAGCUUCCUGGAACAGAUUGAUUUGUAUAAACAUCUCAUCAAACACACAACCACAGAACUAAAUAUGAAAAUGGAUCGCCUUGAAAAUGGUCUUCUUAAACUACAAAACACAUCUGAGCAGGUUGAUGAUCUGAAAGCUAAAUUAGCAGCACAAGAAGUUGAGUUAAAAUCAAGAAGUGAAACGACUGAAAAACUUCUUUCUAAUGUUGGGCAACAAACUGAGAAAGUUGGAUCGGAGAAAGAGGUGGCUGAUGAAGAAGAGAAAAAGGUUGCUGUAAAAGCUACAGCUGUGGCUGAAACCCAACAGCAGUGCGAGGAGGAACUUGUAAAAGCAGAGCCAGCACUGCUUGCAGCCACCGAGGCACUUAAUACACUAAACAGAAACAAUCUGAUGGAACUCAAGUCGUUUGCUACUCCUCCACCAGCAGUAAGCAAUGUCACUGCAGCUGUGAUGUGUCUUUGUGCUCCAGAUGGAAAGAUUCCCAAAGACAAAACAUGGAGAGCUUCCAAAGCAUUUAUGGGCAGGGUUGAGCAGUUUCUUGAUUCCCUGAUCAAUUAUGACAAGGAACAUAUUCAUGAAAAUUGUUUGAAGGCCACUCGACAAUAUAUGGAUGAUCCUGAUUUUAAUCCGGAUAAUAUUCGAACAAAAUCAUUCGCAGCUGCUGGUCUUUGUGCCUGGGUUAUUAAUAUAGUUAGAUGGUAUGAUGUCUACUGUGAUGUCGAACCGAAAAGGCAAGCUUUAGCAGCAGCCAAUCAUGAGCUUGCAUCUGCACAAACAAAGUUAUCAGCAAUCCGCUCCAAAAUUUCUGGACUGGAUCAUGACUUGGGAGAACUCACAAAACAAUUUGAAGAGGCAACUGCUGAAAAGAUACGUUGCAGUAAUGAGGUCGCUAACACUGCUAAGACAAUUACAUUGGCUAACAGGCUUGUAAAGGGACUUCAGAGUGAAAAAGUUCGUUGGUCAGCAUCAGUUAGGUCACUACAGACAAAGAAAGAAACUUUAAGUGGUGAUGUUCUUCUAACUGCAGCAUUUGUUUCAUAUCUUGGAUAUUUCACAAAAUCUUACAGACUGGAACUUCUAAACAAGCAGUGGUUGCCUUUCCUUAAUCGACAGAAGUUUAAAAUCCCUCUGACCGAAGGUUUGGAUCCGAUAGAUUUGUUGGUGGAUGACGCUACAAUCGCAUCUUGGAAUAAUGAAAGUCUUCCAUCUGACCGGAUGUCAUCUGAGAAUGCUGCCAUAUUAUCCCAAUGUAAACGAUGGCCACUCAUUGUGGAUCCCCAGCUUCAGGGAGUGAAAUGGAUCAAGGGACAUUUUGGAGAAGAUUUAAAAACUGUACAAAUGGGUCAUAAAGGUUACCUGGAUGUCAUUGAACGAAGUGUGUCUGAAGGUGGAAAGGUCCUUAUAGAAAAUAUAAGUGAAUCAAUUGAUCCUGUACUUCAACCUCUUCUUGGAAGAAACACGAUAAAGAAGGGAAAGUACAUCAAGAUUGGGGAAAAGGAGGUGGAAUACCACCCAGAAUUCAAACUUAUUUUGCAAACCAAGUUGGCAAACCCACAUUACAAGCCAGAGAUGCAAGCUCAGACCACUCUUAUCAACUUCACAGUUACAAGGGAUGGUUUGGAAGAUCAACUGCUUGCUAAUGUUGUGAGCAUGGAAAGACCUGACCUUGAACAACUGAAGGUUGAUCUGACCAAACAACAGAAUGAUUUCAAGAUAACGUUGAAAAAAUUGGAAGACAACCUCUUGAGUCGACUCUCUGCUGCAGAAGGCAAUUUCCUCGGAGAUACGGAACUUGUGGAGAACCUUGAGCAUACAAAGAGAACAUCAGAAGAGAUUGAAGUGAAAGUUGUUGAAGCAAAGCAAAAUGAAAUUAAAAUCAAUGAAGCAAGAGAGCAUUACAGAUCUGUAGCAGCACGUGCUUCUCUGCUUUACUUUAUACUCAAUGAUCUUCAUAAAAUCAACCCGAUAUAUCAGUUUUCACUCAAGGCUUUCAAAGGAGUUUUCAUUCGAUCAAUUGAACUCACUGAAAAGUUUGAUGAUGUUGAUGAGAGAGUGAGGUGUUUGAUUGACAGCGUAACGUAUGAAACUUUUGCUUACACCAGUCGUGGAUUGUUUGAAAAGGACAAACUCAUCUUCACAAGUUUGGUUGCUUUUCAAGUCCUACAGAUGCGAGGUGAUAUUGAUUCAAAAGAUCUAGAAAUUUUACUUCGCUUUCCAACUAGUCAACCAAUGACCAGCCCAGUAGAUUUCCUAACUAACCAGGCAUGGGGUGUGAUCAAAGCGAUGUCACUCCUUGAUGAAUUUCUAAAUCUGGAUCGAGAUAUUGAAGGUUCUCCAAAGAGAUGGAAGAAACUUGUUGACAGCGAGGCCCCAGAAAAGGAGAAGCUGCCACAGGAGUGGAAGAACAAACCCAUCAUCCAGCAGCUUUGUAUCCUCCGGACUUUAAGGCCUGAUAGAAUGACUUAUGCUCUCAGGGGUUUUAUUGAAGUUCAACUUGGUGGAAAAUACGUUGAAAACCGAGCAAUUGAAAUCAAGAAGACAUUUGAUGAAAGUUCGCAAUCAAUUCCCAUCUUCUUUGUGCUGUCUCCGGGAGUGGAUCCCUUGAAAAAUGUUGAAGCUCUCGGUAAAAAACUUGGUUACUCAAAUGAAGAGAAGAACUUCCACAGCGUGUCUCUUGGACAGGGACAAGAAGUGGUUGCUGAAGAAGCACUUGGUGUCGCUGCAGAGCACGGCCAUUGGGUUAUCCUACAGAAUGUCCAUCUAGUUGCAAAAUGGCUUCCGCGGCUUGACCAUUUAAUGGAGACAAAUGCAGAAACAGCUCACCCCGACUACAGAGUGUUCAUCAGUGCAGAACCACCCCCAACACCUGACAUGCAUGUCAUACCACAAGGAAUACUUGAAAAUGCCAUCAAAAUAACAAACGAACCACCCACGGGAAUGCUUGCGAACUUACAUUCUGCUUUGGAUAAUUUUACCCAGGACACACUUGAGAUGUGCGUUAGAGAAAGUGAGUUCAAGUCCAUCUUGUUCUCAUUAUGUUACUUUCACUCGGCUGUUGCUGAAAGAAGAAAGUUUGGACCUCAGGGUUGGAAUCGUUCAUAUCCUUUCAACACUGGAGAUCUCACCAUCUCAGUCAACGUGCUUUACAACUAUCUUGAAGUCAAUCCUAAGGUUCCAUGGACAGAUCUGCGUUACUUGUUUGGUGAGAUAAUGUAUGGAGGUCACAUCACUGAUGAUUGGGAUAGAAGACUUUGCAAAACUUACCUUGAAGUGUACAUGGACCAAGAACAAUUGGAUUCAGAGUUAUUCUUGAGCCCAGGAUUUCCUGUUCCACCAAACCUGCAUUACAAGGGAUAUCACCAAUAUGUGGAUGAGAUGUUACCGCCUGAGAGUCCUGUCCUCUAUGGCUUGCAUCCCAAUGCUGAAGUUGGCAUCCUCACCGUGACUUCGGAUCAUCUCUUCCGGACCGUGCUGGAACUGCAGCCUCGGGAGGGGUCACAUGGUGGAGAUAGAGGGUCAAGCAUGGAAGAAAUGGUGAAGUCCUCGUUGGACGACAUUUUGGAAAAACUUCCAGAAGAGUUUGCUAUGGCUGAGAUCACAGCUAAAACACUAGAGAGGACUCCAUAUAUCCUUGUCUGCUUCCAAGAGUGUGAACGAAUGAACAACCUCAUUCGAGAGAUCAGGCGGUCACUAAAAGAACUUGACCUUGGCUUAAAAGGAGAACUUACGAUCAGUGCAGAGAUGGAACAAAUACAAAACGCUUUAUUUCUUGAUAAAGUUCCAACAUCAUGGUCUAAGAUAUCUUACCCGUCUCUUUACUCACUUGGUUUGUGGUACUCAGAUGUGUUGGUUAGGUGUAGGGAGUUGGAUACAUGGACACAUGAUCUCAUUCUGCCUGCUGUAGUGUGGCUGGGUGGCCUCUUCAACCCACAGUCAUUCCUUACUGCAGUGAUGCAGAGCAUGGCUCGUAAGAAUGAGUGGCCACUUGACAAGAUGGUGCUAUCUGUUGACGUCACAAAGAAAUCAAAAGAUGACUUCAGUCACCCACCACGUGAGGGUGCAUAUGUACAUGGGUUGUUUUUGGAAGGAGCAAAGUGGGACACGCAAACAGGCUUUCUGGCCGAAGCUCGACUUAAAGAACUAACAGCACCAGUUCCGGUUGUGUUCGUCAAAGCUAUUCCAGUUGAUCGGCAAGAAACGAAGAAUAUUUACGAAUGUCCUCUCUACCGAACCAGAGAGAGGGGUCCAACUUUUAUUUGGACUUUCAAUUUGAAAUCUAAGGAAAAUCGCUCUAAGUGGAUCUUAGCUGGGGUGGCCCUUUUACUCAGUGUUUGAACAUUGUUGUCUCGAGAUAUAUUUUAGCCUCGCUGUUUGCAACAGAAACUUUUAACAAUGUGAAAUUUUAAUAAUUUAGUUUUCAUUUGUUAUUUUACUUUUUAGUAGCCCCACUGUUUGCAACAGAAACUUCCAACAAAUCAAGUAGUUGAAAAUUAUGAUUUAAUUUUUAAGUAGAAUUGUUAUUUUUACUAAUUUUCGUAUCAUUUUUGCUGCAUUAUUAAUUAUACUGUGCGUUAAACUGAAGCAAUUGUAACUGUUUUUAUUAGAAUUGUAUUUUACUUAUUAUACAUUGAUUUGCACAUUGCAUGAAAUAAAUCACACUCAAAUACCUCGGAA